AAUUCACCUAGCCUAUAAAACUUUGGCAGAGUUGUCGCGUUGACUGCUACAAGAUGGAUGAGAUUGAGGAUGUACAUGUCUCCCCUUGUACAGAAUCUCUUUACAUAAAACCAAUGAAGAUCAACUAUAAACAGAAUGGAAUACAAAAAGCGUGGGACGCCAUGAAGGUUCAUGAUAGUGUGGUGAUUCUGGUUUACAACAAAACAAGAAAGGUCUUUGUUUUAGUGAAGCAGUUUCGUCCAGCCAUAUACCUCACCUGUGCUGAGAUGGAGGAAAAAGAUGGUCAAACAGUCAUUGACACUUCCAAAUAUCCAGGAUCUCUUGGUGUCACUUAUGAACUUUGUGCCGGCAUAAUUGACAAGAACCACAGCACACAAGAGAUAGCCCAGAUGGAACUCCUUGAGGAAUGUGGCUACAAGGUGGCCCUUGACAGCAUAGAGAAGGUGGCUUCCUACAGGAAUGGAGUUGGGACAACAGGAUCAAUGCAGACGAUGUACUUUGUGGAGGUAACAGACGCAAUGAAGGUUGGGGAAGGAGGGGGCGUGGCACAGGAGGGGGAGAUGAUUGAAGUUGUAGACAUCCCCGUUAAGGAAGGAAGAGAUUUCCUAAAAAAUGAGAAGUAUAAUAUUCCAUUACCAGUGUUAUUUGGCAUCAAUUGGUAUUAUGAGAAUAAAGCAAGUCAAGACUGAUGGAUGUUAUUUGAAUCCAUGUUCAUUAAUUUUAAUACAUCUGAGCCAAGAAUCAUAUCAGUUUAUGUCAUUGUGAAUUAUCUGUGGUAAACUGUUUGGUGUAAUGAAUGAUUGUGUGAUUGAGGUUGAAACAUUUGUCAUCCAUAGAAAUUGUAUUUUGUUGUUGUUUAAUGCCAUAUUCCAGUUAUGUGACAGCAGUCUGUAAAUAAUCGAGUCUGGACCAAAUUAUCCAGUGAUUAACACCAUGAACAUCGACCCACGCAUUAGGGAUACGAUGACAUACUGUGAACCAAGUCACCCGGGUCUGACUACCUGAUCCAUUGGUUGCUGGGGUCAUAUAUUCGUACCUGGGAUCAAAAGCAGUUGAAAGGGUAUGCUUACUAAGUUCUGAAGUGAAGAUCAACUUCUUGGAUACUUUAUGAAUAUUUUAAUGUAUGAUUAUCAGUAUUCCAGUAUAUUGGUAGUACAACAUCGUCUUGACACCCAUUUAGACAUAGCUGAAAAUGCUUUUUUUUAAGGUUAUGACAUGUUUGAUGUCAUUAUGUAUCCUAUACCCAAAACAUUACAGAGCUACAGAGUUUAUUGCUCCAUAUUUGUACGUAUUUUGAUACACUAGAACUGAAUAAAGACAAUCAUAAUGU
Haliotis rufescens (red abalone) is the source of this 1330-nucleotide messenger RNA. Its product is annotated as uridine diphosphate glucose pyrophosphatase NUDT14-like. The record is from RefSeq and is a predicted model, not a curated record. Gene Ontology annotation, molecular function: metal ion binding; UDP-sugar diphosphatase activity. Gene Ontology annotation, biological process: nucleoside phosphate metabolic process; ribose phosphate metabolic process. NCBI's taxonomy places the organism in Eukaryota, Metazoa, Mollusca, Gastropoda, Lepetellida, Haliotidae. Bases 54 to 689 code for a protein of 211 amino acids. The transcript is spliced from 5 exons.